AUGGCGUCUAAGACUCUCCUUGUGUUUGCUCUCCUGCUUGCCGCGGCUUUCCUCGCCUCCUCCGCGGCCGAACAAACCCGUGAGCUACCGGAGAAGGAAGAGACCAAGGCCGACGUACAGGGCUACGGCGGAGGCGGUUACCCUGGCCACGGUGGAGGUGGCGGCUACCCGGGCCAUGGCGGAGGCGGUGGCUACCCGGGUCAUGGAGGCGGUGGCUACCCAGGCCAUGGUGGAGGCGGCGGCUACCCAGGCCAUGGCGGAGGCGGCGGUUACCCGGGUCAUGGAGGCGGCGGCGGCUACCCAGGUCACGGAGGCGGUGGCUACCCAGGCCAUGGAGGCGGCGGCGGCUGUCACUGGGGCUGCUGCGGUCACGGGUACCAUGGUGGCUGCCGCUGCUGCGCCCACGCCGACGAGGUCCCGGAGCCCAUGUACCGGGCGGAGGUCCGCAACUGA
Messenger RNA from Lolium rigidum, 453 nucleotides. Its product is annotated as glycine-rich cell wall structural protein-like. The coding region runs from base 1 to 453 and encodes 150 amino acids. The record is from RefSeq and is a predicted model, not a curated record. NCBI's taxonomy places the organism in Eukaryota, Viridiplantae, Streptophyta, Magnoliopsida, Poales, Poaceae. The transcript is spliced from 2 exons.